Molecule: messenger RNA, 674 nt
Organism: Phodopus roborovskii (desert hamster)
Lineage: Eukaryota; Metazoa; Chordata; Mammalia; Rodentia; Cricetidae
Gene: Cimip3
Product: GUCA1A neighbor
Source: RefSeq, a predicted model, not a curated record
AUGCUGCUGCAGGCCUCUGCGUCCCCGAGGGAAGGACCUUCCCCCGCUCGCCCUGUCCUGCCCGGGACCGAACUCCGCAGCGUCUCCCCAGGGGACACUACCAGGCCAUGGCCCCCAGCCGCGCUCCCGCCCGCCCGCGCACCCCGCGACAGGUGGUGCGGGCGCCGCCGCCACUCGCCUGGAAAUGCGAGCUACCUGGACAGUCUCCUGCCUGUUUCUGAGACGUCCCCGUCAGCUUCUGGAGACCAGAGCCAUGCCUUCAGGGCUCGCCACUGUUGGGACGUUGUUUUCCAGGACUCACAAAAAUCCUCACUCCUCAGCCAUGGGCUAAAGAUGCCAUCAGGCAGAAAGGUGAAGGCGGCGCCGCCACCAUUGUCACAGACAUGGAAGCGCGACCGAGAGCAAUCUCUGGUGGCAGACUUUGUACCGGUAGUGGUGGAUCCUCGGGGACAGAACCCGGAUAAUGUCAGGUUCAACUUCUACACCUCCCAGUACUCGAAUUCUCUGAACCCCUUCUACACCUUGCAGAAGCCCACCUGUGGCUACCUGUACCGCAGGGAGACCGACCACACCCGCAAACGCUUUGACGUUCCUCCUGCAAACCUGAUCUUGUGGCGCACCUAGGUCCUUGGCAUCUGGAAGUCCCCACCCUGCACCUUCACCCCUGUAGUCAU